CAGUCAGGCCAGGGCCCGGCCCAAGGCUGGGAACAUGGACCGUGCUGGGUCACUGCGACCAGGGGGAGAAUCGAGCUGGUGGGGCAGUGCCCCUCAGUACCAGUAUGUCUCCUUUGAGCACUGCACCAGUUAUGGCCUGCCCUCUGAGAACGGGAUCCAUGAGCACAGGCCCCAGGGGAAUGCAGGCCCUCGACCCAACGUUCAUCCUACACAGAUCUAUGGCCACCACACGGAGCAGCCCCUGGACUUCUCUAGCAAGGAAAAGAACAUGGCAAGUUCCAGGCAUAUGACCUCUAGCUCUGCCAUGGACAGCAGUGAGGAAGAUCACCAUUCCAAAUGCCAAGAUUGUGCCCAUCGAAUGGGACAGAUUGUUCGAAGGAAAUUGGGAGAGGACUGGAUCUUCCUGGUGUUGCUGGGACUGGUCAUGGCACUGGUUAGCUGGUGUAUGGACUAUGUCAGUGCCAAGAGUCUGCAGGCCUACAAGUGGACAUACUAUCAGAUGAAGCCCAACAUUGCCCUCCAGUUCCUGGCCUGGGUCACAUUCCCACUCACCCUCAUCCUCUUCAGUGCCCUUUUUUGCCAUCUCAUCUCCCCACAAGCUGUCGGUUCAGGAAUCCCUGAGAUGAAGACCAUUCUUCGUGGGGUUGUUCUAAAGGAAUAUCUCACCCUCAAGGCGUUUGUAGCCAAGGUCAUUGCAUUGACUGCUGGUCUGGGAAGUGGCAUCCCUGUGGGCAAAGAGGGCCCAUUUGUGCACAUUGCCAGUAUCUGUGCUGCUGUCCUCAGCAAGUUCAUGUCUAUGUUCUGUGGUGUGUAUGAGCAGCCAUACUAUUAUGCUGAUAUCCUGACAGUCGGCUGUGCCGUGGGAGUGGGCUGUUGUUUUGGGACACCACUUGGAGGCGUGCUGUUCAGCAUUGAGGUUACUUCUACCUAUUUUGCUGUCCGGAAUUACUGGAGAGGAUUCUUUGCAGCUACAUUCAGUGCCUUUGUCUUCCGUGUCCUGGCAGUGUGGAACAAAGAUGCUGUUACCAUCACAGCCUUGUUUAGAACCAACUUCCGAAUGGAUUUUCCCUUCGACCUGCAAGAGCUUCCUGCCUUUGCCAUCAUUGGGAUCUGCUGUGGGUUCCUGGGUGCUGUGUUUGUCUAUCUGCAUCGACAGGUUAUGCUGGGAGUCCGAAGGCAUAAGGCUCUCAGCCAGUUCCUUGCUAAGCACCGCCUGCUGUACCCAGGGAUUGUCACUUUCAUCAUUGCCUCAUUAACCUUCCCCCCAGGGAUGGGCCAGUUCAUGGCUGGAGAGCUGAUGCCUCGAGAAGCCAUCAGUUCCUUAUUUGACAACCACACAUGGGUGAAACAUGUAGGUGACCCUCAGAGCCUGGGCCGCUCAGCUGUUUGGAUCCACCCCCAGGUCAGCGUCAUCAUAGUCAUCUUCCUCUUCUUUAUCAUGAAGUUCUGGAUGUCCAUUGUGGCCACUACUAUGCCUAUCCCCUGUGGGGGCUUCAUGCCUGUGUUUGUGCUGGGGGCAGCAUUUGGGCGACUAGUGGGAGAAAUUAUGGCCAUGCUAUUCCCUGAUGGGAUCCUAUUUGAUGGGAUUAUCUAUAAGAUUCUUCCUGGGGGCUAUGCAGUAAUUGGGGCAGCAGCACUUACUGGUGCAGUAUCUCACACGGUUUCCACAGCAGUAAUAUGCUUUGAGUUGACUGGCCAGAUUGCCCACAUCCUGCCCAUGAUGGUGGCUGUCAUCCUGGCCAACAUGGUAGCUCAAAGCCUACAGCCUUCACUCUAUGACAGCAUCAUCCAGGUGAAGAAGCUGCCAUAUUUGCCUGAUCUAGGCUGGAACCAAAUCAGCAGCAAAUACACAACCUUUGUUGAGGACAUCAUGGUACGAGAGGUGAAGUUUGUUUCAGCCUCCUGCACUUACCGGGACUUAAGAGCCUUGCUUCAGGCCACUACUGUCAAGACCUUACCAUUGGUAGACUCCACAGAUUCAAUGAUCCUGCUGGGCUCAGUGGAACGAUCAGAACUACAGUCCUUACUUCGGCGUCAUUUGUGCCCUGAGAGGAGAUUGCGGGAAGCCCAAGAGAUGGCUAGGAAGAUGGCAGAACUGCCCUUCAAUGGGCAAGUGAAGCAGGCUGGUCAAGAACUCCCCAGGAACCCUUCGAUACAGGGCCGGCCACAGUCCUUUGCCUUUGUGGAUGAGGAUGAAGAGGAGGAUAUCACGGGGAGGACAGAGUUGCCUUCUCCUCCUCACCCUUUAACUGCUCCUUUGCCCACCGAGGAGCCCAAUGGGCCCUUGCCCCACCAUAAGCUGCAACCCGAAUCCCAGGAUGCUACAGGCCCAAGGUUUCCCUUCCUGCGGUCCCUGCUUCGAUGCUUACUAGGAAAUAACUUCCAUUCCAAGAAGAGGACACUUCAGGAUCCCAUUGACUUAGUGGACAACAUGCCACCUGAGGAGAUCGAGGCUUGGGAACAGGAGCAGCUGAACCAACCUGUCUGUUUUGAUUACUGCUGCAUAGACCCCUCUCCCUUCCAGCUGGUGGAGCGGACAUCUCUGCACAAAACUCACACGUUGUUCUCCCUACUUGGCCUCCAUCUUGCCUAUGUGACCAGCAUGGGGAAACUCCGGGGUGUCUUGGCUUUGGAAGAGCUACAAAAAGCCAUUGAAGGGCACACCAAGUCAGGAGUCCAGCUGCGACCCCCCCUCGCCAGUUUCCGGAAUACCACUACUUCCCGAAAGGACCCAGGGGGGCCACCCCUACCCUCUGAUGGUUGGAGCCUUCCAGAGGACAGCACUGGGGGUGGUGAGAUUGAGGGGAUGGUUCCAGCCUGCCCUGAAACUCCAGAGUCGCCCUCCCCUAUUCCCCCACCCUCCCUGGCCCCAACCUCUACAGAAGGGGAGCUAGAGGAACUGGAGCUAGGGGGAACCUCAGGGCCAGAAGAGGAUCUGGCCGACAUUUUACAAGGCCCCAGCCUUCGAUCCACUGAUGAAGAGGAUGAGGAUGAACUAACCCUUUGAUACCCAAACAACCCAGCAACCUCUUCAUUUGUAACAGACAGAAGCCCCUAAGUCACAGAAGGUCCCUGUGUUCUCUAAUGAAGAUAUAGUAGUCUUAAAGGAGGAAUCAGAACCCAAUCAGGAAAUAAUUAUGAUCAGUGUCCCCGGCACCUUCAUCCACCCCACCUGAAUCCUGGCCAGGUGGUCUGGGUCCCAGGAUCUUCAUAUCUUCCCCCUUCCCACAUAUGUCUAUGCUUCAGUUUCCUUGAGACCAGGCUGAGGAGCCUGGAAUGGUAGAAGUUCUUUCAAGUUCCUUGUUGGAAAAUUAAGGAGAGGGGACACCUUUGGGAUCCUCUCAAUAAACCUGCAAACUG
Messenger RNA from Gracilinanus agilis (Agile Gracile Mouse Opossum), 3360 nucleotides. It is a transcript of the gene CLCN1, whose product is annotated as chloride voltage-gated channel 1. The record is from RefSeq and is a predicted model, not a curated record. Lineage: Eukaryota; Metazoa; Chordata; Mammalia; Didelphimorphia; Didelphidae. Bases 35 to 3007 code for a protein of 990 amino acids. Gene Ontology annotation, cellular component: membrane. Gene Ontology annotation, biological process: chloride transport; transmembrane transport. The transcript is spliced from 23 exons. Gene Ontology annotation, molecular function: voltage-gated chloride channel activity.